AUGCGUUUCUUUCUUCUCUUUUUCUUUCUAUUCCAUUUCCGUUUUCAGAAUGUUCUUCCAUCUCCAAUCUCAGAAUACCGCGCACUUCUUUCUUUCCGUGAAACAAUUACGGAUUCUACCCCUCCCGUUCUCUCUUCAUGGAACAUCUCAACCACACACUGUAUCUGGUUAGGCGUCACAUGCGACGCACGCCGCCACGUCACCGCUCUUAACCUCACCGGACUUAACCUCUCCGGCACACUCUCGGAUAAUCUUGCUCACCUUCCAUUUCUCUCUAACCUUUCCUUAGCUGAUAACAAAUUCUCCGGUCCCAUCCCUCCGUCGCUCUCCGCCGUAUCCGGUCUCCGGUUGCUUAACCUCUCCAACAAUGUCUUCAACGGAACUUUUCCGGCCGAACUUUCUCAGCUCAAGAGCCUCGAGAUUCUUGACCUGUACAACAACAACAUGACCGGAACACUUCCUCUUGCUGUCACCGAGUUACCGAAUCUCCGUCAUUUGCAUCUCGGUGGUAACUACUUUACCGGUCAGAUCCCGCCGGAGUAUGGACUAUGGCAACAGUUAGAGUAUUUAGCUGUUUCCGGUAACGAACUUGCCGGGACUAUUCCGCCGGAAAUCGGAAACUUAACCAGUCUCCGAGAGCUUUACAUUGGAUAUUUCAACACGUACACCGGUGGCAUUCCUCCGGAGAUUGGAAACUUGACUGAGCUUAUCCGUCUCGACGCAGCUUACUGCGGUUUAUCCGGCGAGAUACCGCCGGAGAUGGGGAAGCUUCAGAACCUAGACACACUGUUUCUUCAAGUUAAUGCACUUUCAGGUUCUCUUACAUGGGAGCUUGGAAAUUUGAAAAGCUUGAAAUCCAUGGAUUUGUCUAACAACAUGUUAACCGGUGAGAUUCCGACGAGUUUCAGUGAACUGAAGAAUCUCACGCUUCUUAAUCUUUUUAGAAACAAACUUCACGGAGCUAUUCCGGAGUUUGUCGGAGAUAUGCCGGCGUUGGAGGUUGUUCAGUUGUGGGAGAAUAACUUCACCGGUAACAUUCCGAUGAGUUUGGGAAGAAACGGAAGAUUAACUCUUCUAGAUCUUUCUUCAAACAAGUUAACUGGUACACUUCCACCUUAUUUGUGUUCUGGGAAUCAUCUUCAAACACUGAUAACUCUUGGGAAUUUUCUGUUUGGUCCAAUUCCUGAAUCUCUUGGUAGUUGUGAAUCUUUGAAUAGGAUUCGAAUGGGUGAUAAUUUUCUGAAUGGUUCAAUUCCUAAAGGUCUUUUUGGACUUCCGAAACUAACUCAGGUUGAGCUUCAAGAUAAUUAUCUCUCUGGAAAUUUUCCUGAGACUCAUUCUGUUUCAGUUAAUCUUGGUCAGAUUACUCUCUCAAACAAUCAACUUUCGGGAUCAUUGCCUCCUUCUAUUGGUGAUUUUUCCAGCAUGCAGAAGCUUCUUCUUGAUGGUAACAUGUUUUCUGGUAAGAUUCCAUCACAGAUUGGAAGGUUGCAACAGCUUUCAAAGAUUGAUUUUAGUCAUAACAAGUUUUCUGGUCCUAUUGCGCCUGAGAUUAGUCAAUGCAAGCUUUUAACUUUUGUUGAUCUUAGUCGUAACGAGUUAUCUGGGGUUAUUCCAAAUGAGAUUACUGGUAUGAGGAUAUUGAAUUACUUGAAUAUAUCGAGAAAUCAUUUAGUUGGUAGCAUUCCUGGUUCUAUAGCUUCAAUGCAAAGCUUAACUUCUGUUGAUUUUUCGUAUAACAAUCUAUCUGGUUUGGUUCCUGGUACCGGUCAAUUCAGUUACUUUAACUACACGUCUUUCUUGGGAAACCCUGAUCUCUGUGGACCUUAUUUGGGUGCUUGUAAAGAUGGUGUUGUAAAUGAUGCUAAUCAACCUCAUCAUGACAAGGGUCAUAUUUCUUCUACUGUGAAGCUACUACUUGUUAUUGGGUUGCUUGCAUGCUCCAUUGUAUUUGCUAUUGCAGCCAUAUUCAAGGCCCGGUCUUUGAAGAAGGCUAGCGAGGCUCGUGCGUGGAAAUUGACCUCAUUUCAACGCUUGGAGUUCACUGCUGAUGAUGUUUUGGUUUCCUUGAAGGAGGAUAAUAUCAUAGGAAAAGGAGGUGCUGGCAUUGUUUACAAAGGGACGAUGCCGAAUGGGGAACUUGUUGCUGUUAAAAGGCUUCCGGUUAUGAGCAGAGGUUCAUCUCAUGAUCAUGGAUUCAAUGCUGAGAUUCAGACAUUGGGGAGAAUCCGACAUAGGCACAUUGUUAGGCUGUUGGGUUUCUGUUCAAGCCAUGAGACAAAUCUUUUGGUUUAUGAGUACAUGCCUAAUGGAAGUUUAGGUGAAGUUCUUCAUGGAAAGAAAGGGGGUCAUUUGUAUUGGGAUACCAGGUAUAAAAUUGCUGUGGAGGCUGCAAAGGGACUUUGCUAUUUGCACCAUGAUUGUUCUCCACUUAUUGUUCAUCGAGAUGUAAAAUCAAACAACAUACUUCUUGAUUCUAAUUAUGAAGCCCAUGUUGCUGAUUUCGGGCUGGCCAAGUUCCUGCAAGAUUCUGGAACAUCGGAAUGCAUGUCGGCUAUUGCUGGUUCAUAUGGAUACAUAGCUCCAGAAUACGCGUACACAUUGAAAGUUGACGAGAAAAGCGAUGUAUACAGCUUCGGUGUUGUUCUUUUAGAGCUUGUAACCGGAAGGAAACCAGUAGGAGAAUUCGGGGACGGUGUGGACAUUGUGCAAUGGGUGAGAAAAAUGACAGACUCCAACAAAGAAGGAGUUCUAAAAGUCCUAGAUCCUAGACUUUCAUCAGUUCCACUUCAUGAGGUCAUGCAUGUUUUCUAUGUAGCCAUUCUCUGUGUUGAAGAACAAGCAGUAGAAAGACCAACCAUGCGCGAAGUUGUUCAAAUUCUGACAGAGCUUCCAAAGUCACCCGAGUCUAAACUAGGAGACUCAACAUUUACAGAAUCCUCUUUGUCACCAUCAAACGCUUUAGAAUCUCCAACUUCAGCCUCGAAAGAUCAUCAACAUCCUCCGCAAUCUCCACCGCCCGAUCUCCUAAGCAUUUGA
This is a messenger RNA of Lathyrus sativus (Indian pea), 3039 nucleotides long. The record is from the annotation of a GenBank genome assembly. NCBI's taxonomy places the organism in Eukaryota, Viridiplantae, Streptophyta, Magnoliopsida, Fabales, Fabaceae.